Molecule: messenger RNA, 2384 nt
Organism: Mustela lutreola (European mink)
Lineage: Eukaryota; Metazoa; Chordata; Mammalia; Carnivora; Mustelidae
Gene: TROAP
Product: trophinin associated protein
Exons: 15
Coding region: 146-2254 (702 amino acids)
Source: RefSeq, a predicted model, not a curated record
CGCGCCUCCGCGGGAGCGCAGACGAGCCAAUCAGGCGCUCGGCGUAUUUUACAAACUGGGGAAGUAGCUGCAGCUGAAGCCAGUCAAGAAAAAGCGAAUCCAGUGUGGGGUGAGCCAGAGUGGUUCCGAGGAAGCUGUAGCAGUCAUGACCACCUUCCAGGGUAGGAAGGAUCCUGUCCUCAGGGGUGUAUCUCCUACUCCUAGCAAGAUUCCCGUACGCUCUCAGAGACGCCCGCCUCUCCCCACAGUCAAACCCUGCGCCCUGGACCAGGAGAACCAAGAUCCAAAGAGAUUGGUCCAGAAGCCCAACCUCGACUCAGCAGGCCCCAGGCCGAAAGUCACACAUCAAACAGAGAAAUCAGAGAGAUCGGUGGGGAGCACUCAGCUCCGGAACCCCUUGGAGGAACUGAGGCCUAGCCCUGGGGGACAAAAUGCGGGGCCUAGGCACCCUCCCCAGACAGAGGCUCCAGGGACUGUAGAGUUUGUGGCUGACCCCGCAGCCCUGGCCACCAUCCUGUCAGGUGAGGGGGUGAAAAGCUGUCGCCUGGGGCGCCAGCCCAGUCUGGCUCAGAGAGUCCUGAUUCGAGGGAGCCAGGGAGGCACCACCCGUAGGGGCCAGGGUGCCCGUGCCUCUGCAUAUUUAGCCCCUAGAACCCCUGCCCACCGACUGGACCCUGCCAGGGCUUCCUGCUUCUCGAGGCUGGAGGGACCAGGACCCCGUGGCCGGACCUUGUGUUCUCAGAGGCUAGAGGCCCUGAUUCCACCUUCAGGACCUUCCUUUCACCCCUCUGCUCACCCCAGUUUCCAGGAGCUAAGAAGAGUGACAGGUGGCGGCAGCCGGACUUCAGUGAGCCAGACCUCAGGAUUACUCCUGGAGACCCCAGUCCCACCUGCUCCCUCUCUCCCUGAAGGAGAACAUGAAGUUGUUACUCGCUCAGAUGAAGGAGGAGGGGGCCCCCUAGGUCUGGCCCAGCGGGUACCAUUAAGAGAAAUAAGCCACACCAGGGACAACAGUGCCUCCCACCUGACAUCCUCCCCUGGCCGAGUGGUGCCACCGUCCAUCACCCACCCAUCACCCUUUGGACGGGCUCAGCGCAUACCUUCUCCUGGCCCCUCAGCUCCACCCUCCUAUUCGAUUUUGCGGCGCCUUGCCAUUCGUCCCAAAACCCAGUUCACACCCAUCCAAGCAGCCCCCAGGGUUCAGAAGGCCCAGGGUUUGACCGGCCUCUCCCCUCAGUCAUGCCCUGAAGAGCCUGCCCUGCCCUGGGAGCAGAUUGCAGUCCGGUUAUUUGACCAGGAGAGUUGUACAAGGGUGCAGGAGGGGCCUGGGAAACCCCCUGUGGCAGCUUCUGACCCUAGUACACCCGCCACGCUCCAGGAGCUGAAGAUGCAGCGCAUCAGUAUCCUGCAGGAGUUGUUGCGACAAGAGGUGGAAGGGCUGGCUGGGGGCAAGUGUGCCUCCCUUAAUGGAGGUUCCUCUCUGGAAAUGGUUGAACUUCAGCCCCUUCUGGCUGAGAUUUCUAGAACCCGGAAUGCCCCAGAGCAGAAUUCAGGGGCCUUACACCUUCCCGGACUGUUCCAGCACCCUGGGCUACCAGAGCCUUAUGUUCCAGAGGAGUGUGGGGAAGCGCAGCCCUGCCCAGGAGCAAAGCCGGAGGCAGCUCAGCCCUGCCUUGCAGCAGAGCCAGGGUCCCCAGAGUCCAGCCAUAGCAGGGAACCUGGGAUACCAGAACCCUCUGUCCAGGAACAGCCUGUGGUAUCAGAGCCCUGCCCUCCAGUAGAGCCCGGACACCUGCAGGCUGACUCCCAAAGGCACACUGGACUCCUAGAGCCCUCCCCUAGGAUAGAGCCUGGGGCAUCCGAGGCCUGCUUCCCGGAACCGAGAAGUCCGGAGUCCAGCCCACAGCCCUGCCGCAGUCAGUGGGCUCCAGAGACCACCACCCUCAUCUUCUCCUCCCAACACCCACUUUGUGCCAGCCCCCCUAUUCACUCACUCCAGUCUCUGAGAUCCCCAACAGGCCAGGCAGGUCCCAGCAGUCUUGCCCCUCGAACCCUGGCCCUGAGGCAGCGCCUUAAAGCGUGUCUGACCGCCAUCCACUGCUUCCAUGAGGCCCGCCUGGAUGACGAAUGUGCCUUCUACACCAGCCGAGCCCCACCCUCAGGACCCGCCCGGGUCUGCACCAACCCUGUGGCCACAUUACUUGAAUGGCAGGAUGCCCUGUGUUUUAUUCCAGUUGGUUCUGCUGCCCCAUAGGACUCUCUGUCAUGGUGCAUCCACCUCCUGCCCUGCCUUGCUCCUUGCCCCUUUUAGCCCUUAUUUAUUGUCCACCCCGUGAGACUGGGAGCCCAUACCCUUUAUUCUUCAAUAAAGUUUCUUAAUUGUC